Molecule: messenger RNA, 1017 nt
Organism: Diversispora eburnea
Lineage: Eukaryota; Fungi; Glomeromycota; Glomeromycetes; Diversisporales; Diversisporaceae
Source: the annotation of a GenBank genome assembly
AUGGUGAAAAGCGAGGAUUACAGUUCUUCACCUUUGGAAAACACCGAAAAAGCAAAGAAGGUUCAAAGUAAAGAAUGGGAAAAAGUCCCCACUAUAUAUCGAUCUCCACUAUUACAAACUUCAAAUAAACAUGAAGAAUAUCAAUAUUUAAAUCUCAUUCGUUAUAUUAUGGAAUUUGGAGAACACCGUGAGGAUCGAACCGGCACUGGAACAAUUUCUGUUUUUGCUCCACCACAACUACGCUUUUCACUUCGUAACAAUGUUAUUCCACUUUUAACUACCAAACGUGUUUUUACACGGGCAGUAAUAGAAGAAUUGCUUUGGUUUAUUAAAGGAGAUACAAAUAGUAACCAUUUAACCGAAAGAAAUAUUAAAAUUUGGGAUGGUAACGGUUCACGCGAAUAUUUAGAUAAAAUUGGUUUGAAUCAUAGAAAGCAAGGAGAUUUAGGACCAGUUUAUGGAUUUCAGUGGCGUCAUUUUGGAGCAGAAUAUGUUGAUUGUGAUGCUGAUUAUUCUUUUCAAGGCGUUGAUCAACUUCAAGAAGUUAUCGAUAAAAUCAAAUAUAGUCCAAAUGAUAGACGAAUAAUUUUAAGUGCCUGGAACCCUGCUGAUUUAAAGAAAAUGGCACUUCCUCCAUGUCAUAUGUUUUGUCAAUUUUAUGUGUCUAAUAUAAAAAGUGAACCUUCCAAAAGAUCUUUAUCAUGUCUUCUUUAUCAACGUUCUUGUGAUAUGGGUCUAGGAGUACCAUUCAAUAUCUCGAGUUACGCGUUUUUGACAAGAAUGAUUGCUCAUGUUACAGGUCUUUUACCAGGAGAAUUAAUUCAUACUAUGGGAGAUGCACAUAUAUACAAAGAUCAUAUCAAUGCACUUCAAAUUCAAAUCGAACGAGUUCCCCGAGAAUUUCCUAGUUUAGAAUUUAAACGUGAAAUAACAAACAUAGAUGAUUUCAAAUACGAAGAUUUUAAUAUUAAGGAAUAUAAUCCUUACGGUGCAAUAAAAAUGAAAAUGUCGGUUUAA